AGCCCGGCGGGUGCCGGCUGUGCCGGCAGGCAGGACUGGCCGGAGAGAGUGGUGGUGGGGCACAACGUGGCCUUUGACCGGGCGUUCAUCAAGGAGCAGUACCUCAUCCAGGGCUCCCGGGUGCGUUUUCUGGACACCAUGAGCAUGCACAUGGCCAUCUCGGGGCUGACGGGCUUCCAGCGCAGCCUCUGGAUGGCUGCCAAGCACGGCAAGAGGAAGGGACUGCAGCAGGUCAAGGAGCACAUGAAGAAAACACGCAGCAAAACGGAGGGGCCGGCUGUCACUUCGUGGGACUGGGUGCACGUCAGCAGCAUCAACAACCUGGCAGACGUGCACGCGCUGUACGUCGGCGGGGAGCCGCUGGAGGAGGCCGGCAGAGGGGUGGCCGCUUUGCCUGCUCUCACCUGCCUGUGCCCCCAGGACCUGAUGUCGUACUGUGCCCGCGAUGUCCAGGCCACCCACGAGGUGUUUCAGGAGCAGCUGCCGCUCUUCAUGGAGAGGUGCCCCCACCCCGUGACAUUUGCAGGGAUGCUGGAGAUGGGAGUGUCCUACCUGCCAGUCAACGGGAACUGGAAGAGGUACCUGGACGAUGCUCAGGGCAUCUAUGAGGAGCUGCAGAAGGAGAUGAAGAAGUCCCUAAUGAACCUGGCCAACGAUGCCUGCCAGCUGCUGCACGAGGACAGGUACAAGGAUGACCCCUGGCUCUGGGAUCUUGACUGGGACACGCAGGAGUUUAAGCAGAAGAAGAAUCCAGGCAAAAAGAAGAAGGAUCAGGACAGGAACAGCAAAGCUGCGGUGGCAGGUGCAGACGGCCGGGUCUGCCUGGAGCGUCUGAAGGAGACGGUCACGCUGCAACCCAAGAGACUGCAGCACCUGCCGGGCCACCCGGGCUGGUACCGCAAGCUGUGCCCACGCCUGGAGGAGGCGGGGUGGGUGCCGGGACCCAGCCUGAUCAGCCUGCAGAUGAGGGUGACCCCGAAGCUGAUGCGCCUGGCCUGGGACGGCUUCCCUAAGCAUGGCUGGGGCUACCUGGUACCUGGGCGGCAGGACAAUUUGCCGGCAGCCCACUCGGAGGCAGAGGGCCCUCCCUGCCCGCACAGGGUGAUUGAGUACCUGUACAGGCAGCACUGCCUGGAGAAGGGCAAGGAGCAGCCCCCGGGGCUGGAGGCUGCUGUGGAGGAUGAGCUGCUGGAGAUGGAUGGCAGCACGAUGUGGCAAAAGAUGGAGGAGCUGAGCCAGCUAGAGGUGGAUGUGGAAGAGAAAAUGGGCAGAGCACACCAAAGCCUGGCGGAGGAGGAGAUGGAUGAGCUGUGUGAGCUGGCGGAGUUGAGGAGCCAGCCCUCGUACCAUCACGGCAAUGGUCCCUACAAUGAUGUCAACAUCCCUGGGUGCUGGUUCUUCAAGCUGCCUCACAAGGACGGGAACGAUAACAACGUGGGAAGCCCUUUUGCCAAGGAUUUCCUGCCCCAGAUGGAGGAUGGCACUCUGCGGGCUGCCGUGGGCCGCACCCACGGGACCAGAGCCCUUGAGAUUAACAAAAUGAUCUCGUUUUGGAGGAACGCUCACAAGCGGAUCAGUUCCCAGAUGGUGGUGUGGCUGAAGAAAGGGGAGCUGCCUCGCGUGGUGACCAGGCACCCUGACUAUAAUGAGGAGGACGAUUAUGGAGCCAUCCUGCCGCAGGUGGUGACCGCGGGCACCAUCACCCGCCGGGCAGUGGAGCCCACAUGGCUGACAGCCAGCAAUGCCCGGGCCGACCGGGUGGGCAGCGAGCUGAAAGCCAUGGUCCAGGUGCCGCCUGGCUACUCCCUGGUGGGCGCGGACGUGGAUUCCCAGGAGCUCUGGAUAGCUGCCGUCCUCGGCGAGGCGCACUUCACCGGCAUGCACGGCUGCACGGCAUUCGGCUGGAUGACUCUGCAGGGGAAGAAGAGCAACGCGACAGACCUGCACAGCAAGACGGCCGCCACGGUGGGCAUCAGCCGGGAGCACGCCAAAAUCUUCAAUUACGGGCGCAUCUACGGGGCCGGGCAGCCCUUAGCCGAGCGGCUGCUGAUGCAGUUCAACCAUCGGCUGACGCAGCAGCAGGCGCGUGAGAAGGCUCAGCAGAUGUACGCGGUCACCAAGGGCGUCCGGAGGUUUCGACUCUCUGAGGAUGGGGAGUGGCUGGUGAGGGAGCUGGACCUGGCUGUGGACAGGGCCGAGGAUGGAUCGGUGUCAGCCCAGGAUGUCCAGCGGCUCCAGAGAGAAGCCAUGAAAAGGUCCCGCAGGAAGAAGAAGUGGGAUGUGGUGGAGCACCGAGUGUGGGCUGGAGGCACAGAGUCUGAGAUGUUCAACAAGCUGGAGAGCAUCGCCUUAUCCCCCUCCCCGCAGACCCCGGUGCUGGGCUGUCAUAUCAGCAGGGCACUGGAGCCCGCUGUGGCCAAGGGGGAGUUUCUGACCAGCAGAGUGAACUGGGUGGUGCAGAGCUCAGCUGUUGACUACCUGCACCUCAUGCUGGUUGCCAUGAAGUGGCUUUUCGAGGAGUUCGACAUCAAUGGGCGCUUCUGCAUCAGCAUCCACGACGAGGUGCGCUACCUGGUCCAGCAGCAGGAUCGCUACCGGGCGGCCCUGGCCCUGCAGAUCACCAACCUCCUCACGCGCUGCAUGUUUGCCUACAAACUGGGCCUCCAGGAUCUGCCCCAGUCAGUGGCUUUCUUCAGCGCAGUGGAUGUUGACCAGUGCUUAAGGAAAGAGGUGACUAUGAACUGCGCCACGCCAUCCAAUCCAACUGGGAUGGAGAAGAAAUACGGCAUCCCUCAAGGAGAAGCACUGGAUAUCUAUCAGCUAAUUGAAAUAACCAAAGGUUCACUGGAGAAGAAAUUAUGA
Phaethon lepturus (White-tailed tropicbird) is the source of this 2862-nucleotide messenger RNA. RefSeq names its product polymerase (DNA directed), gamma (gene POLG). The annotation marks the transcript as partial. The transcript is spliced from 22 exons. Gene Ontology annotation, biological process: mitochondrial DNA replication. The record is from RefSeq and is a predicted model, not a curated record. Gene Ontology annotation, molecular function: DNA-directed DNA polymerase activity; 3'-5' exonuclease activity; DNA binding. NCBI's taxonomy places the organism in Eukaryota, Metazoa, Chordata, Aves, Phaethontiformes, Phaethontidae. Gene Ontology annotation, cellular component: mitochondrion; gamma DNA polymerase complex.